UUGGUGGUAGCACGAGCAGGCCCGUGUCUACACGUUUGAGAGGUCCAUCAGUCUGGUUGUUCGACACUUCUACAGUGACCCGCGGAGCUUCGUCGGUGAUCCCAUUCUUAGAUCUAGGGUUUCCGGAGUCGAUAGACACUACCGGAGCCUCGAUCGAUGGUUUCUCCUUCGACGCCAUGGACUGGAGGUGACGUUCUUCCGCUCGCUUCUCCAUUUCCAUGAAUCGCUGGUCAGUCUUCUUCGAUGCUUCUCGCAGCUCGUCCAGGAUACUAGCCACGCUACCCUCCAGCGCAGAGAUCCUAUCGGGGUUGGAAUCUUGCUUAGGCGGUAUGAUCGGCUCUGAUACCAAUGAUAAAGCCCUGAAGAUUAGGGUUUAUCUCGUGACAGAAAGGGGAGAGGAGAGAGAGAAGAUAAGAUGAGAAGAUAGAUAUUUGAUUAAUUGUUUUGAUCAUGUUUCUCACACACAUAACUCGACUUAAGUAAGCCUAAAGAAAAUACCAAAACGACAACGCAUAACUCAAACGACUUAACAUAAUUAUUAAGACCUUCUCUCUCACUUAGAGUCUUUCUUCCAUCUCUUCUCUUCUUCACUUCAGCCACUUCUCUGUCUCUUCGACCUUCUCUGAGCAAAUGCUAAGGGAACUGCUAGCUUAUCAGCAAGCAACGAGGGUUUCUGGAACUUGAUCUUGUUUUGGGGAACUGGGUUGAAGAGAAUGUCAAUUCCAUGGACGAGAACACCGUUAAAUCCCUAAUUCAUGUCCUCGAUUUGGAAAACCCUGAUCUUUGGAAAUGGUUAACUGGUCAGGAACAACCUCCGGAGAUAGUGAGCUCAAAUCCGGUAUUCUUGGCGUUGCACAAGAAAGUCAUGACGAAUCUGAACAAGCAUGCAGCACCAAAGACGCGUGCAGAAGCUGGACAGCCUUGGGUCAAAGGCUGGGAUGAUUUCAAGAGAGGCCGUGAUGCUCCCAUCUCAGGGAACCAGUAAAAUAAAAUAAAAACACUACUUACGAAAGUAACAAAUUUCCAAAAAGAAAAUACGUUUAUAUAAAAAGUAUCUUUACAUAGAUACCGAGUAGUGUUUACCUUUUACUAUUGUAUGAAUAAAGCGUGAGAGCGUAUAAUGCGUCUCAGAAGUGAAUUACAGGAUGUCUUGAAAGAGUGAAUUACAGGAUGUCUUGCUUGUCGAAGUUCUUGAUAUAUAAAUACAGGUAUCAAGGGAUUGCGUUUGUUGAAUUCGUUUUGUGUUUUCUGUAUAUGGGCCUCUUAUUUCAACUUUGGCAAGUGUUGGACAGUAAAGUAGGGACUUUUCUUUCCCCAAAAUGACUCGAUCCAGCAUAAGCUUGGAUAUUCGGGUAUUUGGUUUGGUUCCUGAUACCGAGAUCGUUUUCGGUCAGGUAAUUGUAUUAUGCCCCCUUGUAGGAACCGAUGGUGGUUCGGUUUGUUUUUAGAUUGUUUUUUGAUUGGUUCGGAAAUUUCAUAAUUAGUUUUUUAACAGGCUCAUUUGGGUGAAUAACCAAAACAAGAAUGAAAAUUAGGUAAGUGGACAUUUUUUUAUUAAUUGGCAAACCAGGAGAAAGAACCGCAUGGAAAGUCCAUAUUAUCUUUGUUGCAAUCAACUGAAUCCAUCUCUAUUUUACCUGCUACCGGCUACUUCCAUUAAGUGGCAUCGUUUGUAAAUUGUGAUCCAAAACAACUCUUCGCAGAAGGCUUUUAGUCCAUCUAUGUCACAACUGUUGCCGGAAUUCGAAACAGUAAAUUUAUAUGCAAUACGUUAUCCCAUUUUCAUAGUAAUUGAUGAUAUAUGAAAUAACCAACGACAAGAUUUCAAACGUAACAAAAUAUUCUGCACAUUUGAUUUUCAUUCUGAUUUUACAUAAAAUGGAGUACCUACAGCUGACCCAAAUCGGAAUGAAAUCAAUUACGUCUUCUAAUGAUUGGAAUGAUAUUUGGAGAGAAGUGAUAUUGGUGAGGUCGAGUACUGUUGCUGUCAAAAUGUCGACUUGUCACAUUAAAUAAGUGAUGGGGGUGAGUUUGAGAACUGUUGAGAAUAAAAAAUGAUAUAUAUGUCUAUCAAAAGCCAUCAAAAUAUCUCUUCUUCUAAACAUACGCUCUAAUAACCAUAGAAAUGUUAAGGACGGGAUGUUUACACGAUUACCUUGUAAUCAACACACAUAGAUAGCAACAGGGUUGUACUGUCAAAAAUUUCCUUAAAUAGCGUUCUUGAUGCUCGCCAUUGCGUCCACAAUAACUUCACUCACUUCCGUAAACAAAUCAGGAAGCUGAAUAUACCAAACAAAGCCUCCACUGCAGACACAAAUAUCAUACAAGAUGGGUCAACUUGUCAAUAUUCGAAGUGGCCGAUGGGACAAAACAGAAGAAGGCGGGUGGAAAUUCGAACGAGAGGAUUCAGAGGUCUAUCAUUAUAUAGUUGCACGAACCAACGAAAGAAUCGAAAAGUUUACUAAACUAGUCCGUCAGCAGCUCCGUAUUGGAGAUUAUGUCCUCUCGUCCUGACAUAUCAGCUACCCGGAUGCAUGUUCCAGGAUGAUCCAUCUGCGCACGCACCAAUAACUUUAUUGACUUCUGAAGACAUAGAGAUAAUGAUGAGUGUGAAAGAGUGGAAGAAUGAGGUGGUAACCUGUGUCACGUACGGUGCAGUCAACAUAGCCAAGUACCAGUUUCUGUGCCGGACUCCAUUCACAAUUGGUGAUACUACAUAUCUAGGUGACGGUAUUAGCGAGGAGGAGCACUGUUCAAUGAUUAAUUCAAUGGUAGAAGAUGACGAGUUCACCUGUGUUGGGAGUGUCCUAAAGCAGUUAUUCAGUGAAGAAAAGUUGAUUCUUGUGUAUCGAUUUUCUUUUGAAAUCGAAAAAGCAAGAAAAAACUUUGAUCUUUUACCAAGCCCAGAAAUAAGUGGUACAAGGAAGGAGAUAGAGGAAAGGCCCACUACUCAUCAACGAAACGAAGCAAAUGGUGAGGACCAAUCCCCAUCGGAUUACCCAGAAGAAUCAAUCAUACGUCUUAACGUAGAUGAAGAACACGAUUACUUAAAUGAUGAUUGGGCAGAGGUGGUGAGUGGUCAACAAAAUUGGGAUAAUGGUAUUGAUCCUGAAUGCUAUGUCACAGCAGCUAUCCCACAUUAUCUUACUUCCCGUACUAAUGACGAUGACACAAGCACUCCAGGUUUCAACGUCAAUGUUUUUGAUCUCGAUACAUCCUCUACUGGAUCAACCGGCGAUGUUAACGUAACCGUAAUAGGAAACACAUGUUGGAAUCCAAUCAAUGUUCCCAUGACCGAGAACAGUGACAGAGGCCAAACAUCAAAGACCCCGUCCAAAACAGUGAAUGGUGUAACCAAAGGGGGAAUGACAGAACUUCUACCAGACGUAUAUGUCAACGUAACCGAUGAUUCAGAUAUCCCACAUAUCACCCACUUACAAACCCCUAGAAGACAAUCAUUCAUAGGAGAAGAUGACUCAUGUUCCGAAAUAAUUGGAAAAAAAAGGGGUUGGAGCUGACAAAGAAAGUGAUAUUUACGUGGGAAUGAUCUUCAACUCCCUGGAAGAUUUCAAGCUGCAUAUGGCUAUGUAUGCUAUUAGAAAUAUAUACCGAUUCUGAAACAGCUGGUCCUCUCCGGGUGGAAUAGUUCUGAGAUGCUUUAGCGAGACCUGUAAGUGGCGAGUCUACGCUGUGAUCCUUAAAAACACCCAGUUAUAUGAAAUUAGGAAGGUGGAGCUAAACCAUUCUUGCACCGUUGACGACCGGACGGGGUACCAAUCUCAAGCUACCCAUACUGUCAUUGGAGGAAUGAUGAGGAAAAAUUUGCUGGAAGAGGGGGCGGUCCACGACCAAAUGAUAUUCGUCAAGCCAUGCAAGGUGAUCACGACGUUCACAUUUCGUACUGGAAAGCCUGGAGGUCGAGAGAGGUUGCGUUAGACUACGCAAAAGGAUCUUGCGGAGCAUCAUACAAUUUGCUUCCCACGUACUUGGAGAAGCUAGUCAUGGCUAAUCAGGGAAGUAUUACACAGAUCCACACCGAAUAUGCUGACGGUAUAGGUCAUAGGUUCAAGUAUAUGUUUCUGGCUUUGGCUGCUAGCAUCGAAGGAUAUAGAUUCAUGAGGAAGAUUGUUAUAGUUGAUGGCACACAUUUGCGAGGCAAGUAUGCCGGGUGUUUGUUGACCGCUUCCGCGAAGGAUGGAAACUAUCAAGUGUUCCCUUUGGCAGUUGCGGUUGUCGAUGGUGAGAAUGACAAGGCUUGGGAAUGGUUUUUCACAAAACUUUCCCAAUUCAUACCCAACAAUGAAGACAUUGUAUUUUUCUCUGACAGACAUCCAUCCAUAUACAUCGCAAUUGCAAAGGUGUUAUAUUUGGAUUUAUAUGUACUAUUAUAUACCAGUAGCUCCUAGAAUAUUAUUUACCAGUAGCUCCUAUAAUCUACUGUUAAUAUCGAGAAGAUGUACAAUACACAUAACUAAAGAAUAUUGAAUUGAAGAAGUAAGUGACGUUUUGAUAACUGCAUUAUGAUUUUAAAACCGGAUAUGGAAUUAAUGAUUAUGACUACGUACAGGUGUAUCCGGCGGGGCGUCAUUGCGCAUGCAUUUUACAUCUCAAAAAAAAUAUAAGGACGUACUUCAAAGAAAAACAUUUGGGAUACCUCGUUGGGAAAGCUGCUAGGGCGUAUAAGUUAUCAGACUUUUACAUUACUUUCAACGAAAUUAAAAGAGUUAAUGAAUCAUGUGCAGAUUACCUCCUUGGGAUAGGAUUAGAACAUUGGGCACGGUCACAUUUCUAGGGUAACCGUUACAACAUUAUGACAAGUAAUGUGGCAGAGACUUGGAAUUCAGUAUUACGAGAUGAAAGAGAAUAUCCUAUCCUCUCGCUCAUCGAAUACAUCAGGGCCAAGCUUAUGACGUGGUUUGCCAAAAGAAGACACCUUGAAAGGGGAGAAGGUAAAAUUCUAACGCCUCGUGUUGAAGAGAUCCUCACAGCUAUCCCUUUGGGUAACCAUGAUAGCAGAAGGCGAGUAUGAGGUCCGUAACAAGGAGGGAGCCACUUUUCAUGUGAAUCUUUAUCACAAAACCUGUACAUGCUAUGAGUUUCAAGCACUCAUGAUAUGCAAUUGCUGCUUCGACAAGGGCCCAAAUCAGAAUUGACUCGUUAGUUGAUGACUGUUACAGUAGAAGCACAUACAGGGCAGCAUACUCAAAGAAAAUUAAUCUUGUCGUUGAAUACGAAAGCAUAGAGAUUCCAUCAAGUGAGAGUUCUGUUUCUGGCGUCGAAAUAAAUCCACCAUCUAGUCGGAGGCCACCAGGAAGACCAAGGAAAAGCCGGAUUUUAUCGAGGGGAGAAUUUCAGAUAAACGUCUGCAUUGGUAGAUGUAUGUAUAUAUUUAUAAUAUUAAUGUAAUUUGGAAUUGCAGAUGAGAGGACCGAAAAAGAGGACAGUGUGCAGUCGAUGCAAGUGUGCGGGUCAUAACAGAGCCACUUGCAAAGUGGCAAUAUAAAGGUGACAUAAUCAAAUAUUGGGGAAGGUGGAGGCUCGGAUGAUGAAGGUGUAAGUACGAUUUGGAGCGAUUAAACUGGAUAUCCUUAAUGUCGCAGAUUAAUGUAAACAAAAGACCAGUUUGCGGUUAGUGGACGAAGUAUCUAAAAUUCCCGAGUUUGUAAAAUAAAUAAUAACAUCUUUCCUCUUGUAUUAAAUGAGAUAAUAUAAGCUGCAGUUGUCUGAAAUAUGACGAGUACCAGUUCCAAUAUUAUCGUUAUAAUUAACUGGAUAUUAGCACCAGACUUAUUGGGGAAGAAAGAUUCAAAACCAUACUCUAUAUUCAAUAAACCCAAACCCAAUUGUAUUGGGUUAGAAUUACGAAAUUAAUAAACACAAAACCAAUGCUAAACCCACUUAAAAUAAGAGUAAACCGCAACAGUUACCGGAUUUCCUUAUAAAUACACAUUAAACACAUAAUAUGAACUAAGACCUACGAUAGGAGAAGUCACCACUUAGGGGCUGCGACAACAUUGACAGAACUCAUAAGAAAAAAAGUCAUCACAAAAUAACACCUACUAGAAAAGGAACACACGGAAACACCCAGAAACCCCCAGAACCAGCUUCUACUUCGGGGGAUAAACGAAAAUACUAAACACGAACUUGCUGAUGACAUUGCCGACAAUGGACUAAACACAGCACAUCACAUUUGUAUCUUGGAAGUUAAUUUGUCGAGCAGAGCAACAAUCUAUAACAUAUCUUUCUUCAGAUCUGUAAUCUCUUCCUUCAUUCCAAUCAUCACCUCCUCCAUCGCUGCUAGCUUCCCAGUAAUAACCUCUAUCUCCUCAAUAAUCGCAUCAUCAGCCCACUUGAAAACAUGGUUUUCACCAAAAAACAACUCCACAUCUAUAAAAUUUUCGGCCUGGAUUUUCCCUAGUUUUUUAUGUUAACGCAAUUGUCAUUGCUCCACACUGACACCGCCUAGGAAUCCCAGGACCUAAUUCCAUGGCCAUUCCGGUGGGAAUUAAACUUCCGAGAUCAGAUAUACAAAAGAACAACAAAGUCCUGUCAGAUGAGGAAACGAAAAUAUAAUUUGAAAUAGGGACGUACUACCUGAUCGAAUUCUAGUGUUUGGUGAAUGGUAGGAUAAUUUCGCUGCAACAGGAGAUCCCUAAAUGCAACGCCAAGUGAAACCUGAGAAUUGAAAAGCACCGAACUCGAAAACUAGGUUUCUGGUGAAGUUAAAACGCUGCGAUGUGGUACCUUUUUGAAACUCAACCUCACCGAUAAUGGGCCUACAAUGAUAACAACGUAGGAUAAUGGACCACGUCAAUUGUAAAGUGACUAUUGAAGAUAUUUGCUGAAGUUAUCUUACUAUACAAGACUUUAUGAGGAUAGAAUUUGAGGACAAUGACAUUUAUAAUUAAAUAUUCAAGAGUUGUUUUGUCAUGUCAGGAAAAUAGGUAAUGAUGGUAACCUAGCCCUAGGUACGCUGCAGCAUUAAAUAGGAAGAUAUGCAGUAGAUUCUCUCUUUUAACCUCCAUCUGUAGGUGAUACUGGUUUUUGAAGCCUGUAUUUUGCUUUAUAUAGGUGCUUCCCCUAUCAACUUCUACAACACAAAAAAAAGCGACAACACCGGAUAGCAUCUGAAGAAACUGAAAAGAACUUCAGUUGAGUGGGAGUCGGAGACUGUUCAAGAUUCAUAAAGGUGAUUCUUUUAACUUCAACAGCAUAAUCGUUUCUAUUUCUUAUUUACUAAUGGGACCACUACGUUGGCGAAAUCCAUAGAUCUAGGAGACAUAAAAUCAUGUGUUCCAUUGGUCAGCAAAAAUGAAAUUAUAUAUAAUUGUUUUUUUAUCUUCUCCCAGUAAUCUUCUUUUGCAAUAUCUACAGAUGGCCCGUCUUGUUCGUGUAUUUGAGGGACAGUGGUUGAAAUCACAGUAAGGAAUGUGGAGGUUCGAAGAAGAUCCAACCAUCGGAGGCCGUGAUAUACUCAUCGGGAAAACUGAACAAGUUAACGCACUUAAGGACCAUGUGAAGAGUGUUUUGACUCUUCGUAGAGAGACGCCGAUGGUUGUCACCUUUCAGCUCCCCCAAUGGAUGCUAGAGCCGGAUGGGGAAACAUGGCCACCACAUAACAUCAACACCAACGCAGACAUCGAUAUGAUGAUGAGCGUACAUGAAUGGAAUGUUGAACCCAAACUUUGCGUCAUAUGUGGUGCUGAGGAUGUUGCGACCUACCAGUUUAGGUGCAGGGCACCUUUCACCAUCAGAUCUAUCACUUUCCUAGGAGACGGUGUUCCAGAGGAGCAACACAUGGCCAUCGUUUUAGAUAUGAUAAGGGGAAACGAGAUCGUGUGCAGUGACCAUGUACUAAAUGAACUCUUUGAUGAGCAAAAAAUGGUCUUACUGUAUCGUUUCUCUCUGGAGAUUGAAAAAGCAAAAACCAGUCUCAACCUCAAUUUAGCAAACAUGGUGGAAACAGACGACCACAUUGUACCUAAUGUUGAGAAUGCAGACGUGGAGACACACGUUGAGGCGGGAGGUGGUGUUGUCAAUACCGAGAUCAACGCAGCAGCUGAAACGGGUCAUGUUCCUUUUAAUAAUCCAACUCAACUUGGUUUGUUUUUCUUCCACAUUUUCUGCUACUUAAUUAUGUUACUCCACUCCCCGGAAAAUCAUAAACACUUACUUUAUUUGUUUUGUUUUAAAAUUACGUAUCAUAUAGUCAAUAAAUUGCCAUACAUAACUGUAGACUUAAAUCGAUCUGUAAGGUUUCAUUCCGUCAACACAGCUGGAUACGUGAGGGCCUCUCUUCCUCCCACUAUGUAUGACCCACAUUAUUAUACACCACAAUGGGGAACCAUGGACGUUACAAGAAGGUAUUGGGACAACUUAAUGUCAUCCAGGUAUGCAGUCGAGUUGCAGAGAAUUUAUGGAGUUCCCGGAUCUGAGUACGUUGGAUACGGCCCAAAUGACCUCAACAUCGGGAACCCUAUUCAUCCACAUCUUCAAGCUUCCCCUAGCGGUCCACUUAUGCAUGGGUACGAGGUUCCUAUAGAAGUUUCCUCGACCGCUUCCUCGACCAAGGUGAAGGAGGUUAAUGAAAAUGGAGGUAACCUCAACACUUCCAAACUAACAGGUGCAGGAGCUCCCAUAUCUGUUGACAAAGGUGAAUCCUCCAACCGGGCCGUAGCUGCAACUCAUGGGGACUUUGAGGUUAAGUUCCAACUACAAGACGGACAGCGAAGAGCAGAUGAUGAUGGAAGUGCUGGAGGGUCUGCUGCGGCUUGAACAAGCUGCACACCAAUAUGUUUAAUUACAACGUGAAAGCUUGUUGUAUUUUGUUUUAAACCCUUUUGGUACUGUAUAAUAUUGUGGUAAACUUGGAAUGUACGGUAAAGCACGGGAGCUGUUUAGUGUUUUGAUGUAUUAUACUCGCUCCAAUGGUCUAAUGGUUGUUUUGUAUGAAGACGAAUGUGUGAUAUGAAACUAUAUUAAGUUGCAUGUAUUGUAUACCUUCACUUCCAUGUUUUUAAAGCGCUGAAGUAAAACGGAUAUUAAUUGGAUAUUGUCACGUUUUGAAAAUAAUGUUCAGCAAAACCAAGUGUAAAUUGAAUCACCAUGGUUACAAAAUUAUUGCCUCAAAAGUACUGACUGAAGGACUCAUAUAAGCACACGACUCUUUAAUCUU
Messenger RNA from Brassica napus (rape), 9175 nucleotides. RefSeq lists its product as uncharacterized. The transcript is spliced from 10 exons. The record is from RefSeq and is a predicted model, not a curated record. The coding region runs from base 2535 to 3518 and encodes 327 amino acids. NCBI's taxonomy places the organism in Eukaryota, Viridiplantae, Streptophyta, Magnoliopsida, Brassicales, Brassicaceae.